AUGUACUACGAUUACUUAGAGAUGAACGAGCCAGCUGUUCUCGAAAGGGAACGCGAAAUUAUAAGGUAACUGUAAUAGCUCAAAACAAACCAACAGUUAAAUGAGUUUUAAGGUCUUAGGUAAUAAAAAAUAAAUAAAACCCUUUCAACGUAAAAAACGCCAGAAAAACGAGGAAAUACACCGAGGAAAAAAAAAAGGAAAUUGUAAAAUACAAAAAGUUCAUAAGGACUGCCAAUGGCAAAUUUGAAAACUUAAGCGUAAACUUUUUAUAAUAAAGGACAAUGUCGACAGGUAUUAAAGACAUCAGUUGGCGGUAGUUUGUACAUCUCUACUAAAUGCACUAAACGCAUUACUUUCGGCGCUGUGAUAAUAGAGAAUCAUUUUAUUUCCUUAGAUGUCAGCAGGAAAACACAACACCAAUUCCACCGAAACUGAAAGCCCACAUCCUACAACACACAUACAGGGACAUCUUCAAUGGAGAAUUCAACCUGGGCUUCACACUACCUCACACCGACACUUGCGCCACCUGCGAUAAACUGGCCCUUAAAGUGCAAUCAUCUGAGGGCGCGGAAAAAGAAAAACUUGAAAAAGAACUUGAGGAACAUCACAAACUUGCCAAAUCAGCAUUUACAGUGCGUAAAGACAACAAGGCACGCGCGGUGAGGAGCUGGGUUGGAAAGCCCGUCCAGUUGGCUCUUCAGGAGUAA
Messenger RNA from Pocillopora meandrina, 707 nucleotides. Lineage: Eukaryota; Metazoa; Cnidaria; Anthozoa; Scleractinia; Pocilloporidae. The record is from the annotation of a GenBank genome assembly.